Molecule: messenger RNA, 2584 nt
Organism: Nipponia nippon (crested ibis)
Lineage: Eukaryota; Metazoa; Chordata; Aves; Pelecaniformes; Threskiornithidae
Source: RefSeq, a predicted model, not a curated record
UACAGUGCACAAAUGAAAUGAAUGUGAAUAUUCCGCAGUUGGCAGACACACUCUUUGAGAGAACUGCAAACAGUAGCUGGGUUGUAGUGUUCAAAGCUCUAAUUACAACACACCACCUCAUGAUGUAUGGCAACGAGCGCUUUAUCCAGUAUCUUGCAUCCCGAAACACUUUGUUCAAUUUAAAUAACUACCUGGACAAAAGUGCCAUGCAGGGCUAUGAUAUGUCUACCUUCAUUAGGCGAUAUAGCAGAUACUUGAAUGAAAAAGCACUUUCAUAUAGACUUGUAGCAGUUGACUUCACCAAAAUGAAGAGAGGGCUGGACGGAGUGAUGAGAACCAUGAAUGCUGAAAAGCUUCUGAAAACCCUUCCAAUCAUACAGAACCAGCUUGACGCACUCCUUGAUUUUGAUGCAAAUCCAAAUGAACUAACAAAUGGUGUUAUAAAUGCUGCCUUCAUGCUCCUCUUUAAAGAUUCCAUUAGACUUUUUGCAGCAUACAAUGAGGGAAUUAUUAACCUUUUAGAAAGAUAUUUUGAUAUGAAGAAGAACCAGUGCAAAGAAGGCUUGGAUAUUUACAAAAAAUUUCUAGCCAGAAUGACCAAAUUGUCCGAAUUCCUCAAAGUAGCAGAGCAAGUUGGAAUUGAUCAGGGUGACAUUCCAGAUCUUACUCAGGCACCCAGCAGCUUGCUUGAAGCACUGGAACAGCAUUUGGCUUCUGUGGAGGGAAAGAAAACAAAAGAAGUCUCCGCUGCCAGCAGAGCCAGUGCCCUAUCCAGUGCUGUUUCCACACUUGCCAAUACAGGAAUGUCAUUUAGCAGGAUGGAUGAGAAAGAAAAGCAGCAGGCAUUGGAGGAGGAACAAGCUAGACUGCAGGCGCUUAAGGAGCAGCGAUUAAGAGAGAUUUCUGUAGUAUCAAAUUCCACUUCCACAUCAGCAUCCCCAAGCACCUUAUCAGGAAAAAGUGUGAAUACCACUGUAGCUGUUGACCUCUUUGCAGUACCAGCACCCACAACGAAUAGCAUGCCCAACCUUUCUAGUGACCUUUUUGAUCUUCAGCCUGCAUUUGUUCCAACUGUGCAGAGCACUCCAGCUAUAUCAACAUCAGCAAGCAGUGCUUGGGGAGGUCCUUUCUCGUCCUCAAAUGGUUGUGUUGGUUCUCCACCUCAUCUGGACAUCUUUGACAUGAAGCCAGUUGAAGAAGCUGUAAAAUCUACCACCCCUUUCAUCAAUUCUACUUUUUCCUCCAAACAAACGGUGGAACUGUUUAGUGAUGACUUUAGUGGUCAUAAACCUACAUAUGCUUCUGUGUAUCAUCCUCUGACUGUUGAUGGUUUUCCUCUUCAUUCAGCUCCUCCAAGUACCACCUCUUCAACGAUUAAUGUGGACUUUGAUGCUGUUUUUGGAGGAAAAUCUACAGCACCAGAGUACAAGGCUACAAGUGAUGAUGUAUUGCAACCCACGGUACCACCACAAAGUCAAAGAACCACUUCAGCCAACCAGCAAAGUGGAAAAAUUUUGGCAAAUGACCUUGAUUCUUCACUUGCUAAUCUAGUGGGAAAUCUCGGCUUUGGAGGAACUCCAUCCAAAAAAUCAGAUAUGCAGUGGACCCAGCCUACAGAGAAGAAACUUACUGGUGGAACAAACUGGCAAGCAAAAACAAGCACAUCGACCACAUGGAACCCUACUCCUUUACCCACUAUUCCACAUAUGGUACCUGCUCCUAUUGCAUACCCAUUGACCACACCUCAAGUGCCUAUAUAUGGAAUGGUACCUCCUCAGAUUGGAGCUGCUCCUUUGAUGGCACCCCAGUCAAUGAUGUAUACACAGCCUGGUCUAAGGCCAACAAAUCCUUUUGCACCUGUUUCUGAAACUCAGAUACAGUUUAUGUAGAGCCGCCAAAGCAGCAGGAUGUGAGAACAACCAAAUACUGGUAAAAAAAAAGACUGAAUUUCAAUCUUUCCAUGAUGUAUUCCUGAACAGGGCAACUGUUUCGUCCCUGUAUAAUACAAUAUUAUUUUCAAUUGCAAUGCUUUAGAGAUUCUUGUUUAUAACAGUCACUGCAGUGUGAAGUCAUGUUUGUUCACUGAUUUUUUUUAUUUUUUUUUUUUAAAAACUGCUCAGCAGAAAACUGAUUUUAUUGAGGUUGAUUCAGAAGGUGCAAGCUGGAUUAUCAUCUUCAAAGCUGAGAAGAGGGGGUUACAUGAUUGCUCUACAACCUUAUUCAUCAGUGGAUUACCUUAGGAAGUUAACUGAGGAGGUCAAAGCUAUUUAUUUUCUCCAUAAAUUCUGUGGCUGUUGUAACCAAGACACAACACAAAUGAAGUUGAGCAAUAAAAUUUUUAUGUGCUCUAAUAAAUACUCUGAUAGAGCAAUGCUUGCAUUAUCGUAAGGCCAAUAUUGUGUGAAAUCAGACAGCUUUUUUACAUUAGAAUAGCUUAUAGUAAUUUGCAAAUGUUAUAAUGUGAGUUUGAAAUGCUGUGAAUCAACAAGAUACAUACACAUUACGUGUAUAUAUAUAAAUAUAUAGUAAAAAUAAUAAAUUGCUCCGUUGGUAUGUCAGUGUUACAUGGCUAGUUGAAAGAGCC